AUGUGUAUUAAGGUCCAAAGGAAAUAUUCCUGCCGAAAGUGCUACCUUCUGCUCAAGGAUGAGUGGGAAGACGUCCCUUGUGCAAAGGCAAGGGAGAAGGGCGGUGCCAUGGGCGCCUGCGGGAAACCAGUGUCGAUUGACAGGAAGGAGAUAGAAUCCAUAUGUGCUGAGUGCCUCAAGAAGCAGAAGAAGAAGCGGGGUUACUAG
Messenger RNA from Fusarium odoratissimum NRRL 54006, 207 nucleotides. RefSeq lists its product as uncharacterized. Bases 1 to 207 code for a protein of 68 amino acids. NCBI's taxonomy places the organism in Eukaryota, Fungi, Ascomycota, Sordariomycetes, Hypocreales, Nectriaceae. The transcript has a single exon. The record is from RefSeq and is a predicted model, not a curated record.